AUGAACACACCUUCUUCAGAAGCCCUACCUUCUUCCCAAAACACUCGGAGUGUUUCUCCACCCCCUCAGUAUUCUUCACAGGAGCCAUAUCGCAAUCCACGUCCAAACAACCGCUCCCUGGCUAGAACCAGGCAGAUUAGUGUGUCGACGGGCGACAACAUCCGAUAUGGCGCGACCUCCAACGCCAUGUUGGGUGAAGGGACUAACUGCUGGAGUGAUGAGUUCACGGCCAGUGCAGUCCUUUCUUUACUUCACAGAGAACCCUUGAGCCCUCUGCCCUGCCCCGUGACGUACAACCCAAUAAGUGCCCGAAACACGUCACUUCUAACCUGUACUGUCUGCUUUGAGACUUUCAGGGACGAUUUCUUUCCUGAUGCCCCGAUCGCAGCCGGCUGUGAUCAUGCGUCCAUGCCCGGCACACAUAUAUGUCUCGGCUGUCUCCGUCGCAGCUUAGACGUACAGCUUUCUUCAUCGGACACGAACCAACUGGAGUGCCCUCUUUGUCACGAACAGCUAUCCGAUGAGGAGGUCCACCGGUGGGCUAGUCGACGGACCUUCCAGGCCUAUGAUCGCAGGCGGACUUGGCAGGUUUUGGAGGAAGACGCCGAGUUCAUCAUGUGCAUCCGAUCAGACUGCGGGUAUGGGCAGCUACACGCCGGUGGAUUAGAAGACCCAAUCGUUGUAUGCGGCUCAUGCGGCACUCGAACAUGUUUUAUCCACCGGCAGACUCCCUGGCACGAGGGUCUGACAUGUGCACAAUACGAAGACAUGAUUAAUCCCAGAGUCAGCAAUGAUAGCAUCGAGGCAUAUCCCGAAAACACCCCUGAUGUAUCCUCUGAGUCUCACGAAUGGACUCAUCCUGCAGUGUCCCCACGGAAAGGUCGGGGAAACACAUCCGAUGCGGCGUAUGUCGGCAUGAAUGGUGCUGGGACUGCGGCAUCAGUUGGCACCGGGGACAUCGAGACACGGAAUGUAUUCUAUCCCCGCAGUGAAUGA
This is a messenger RNA of Aspergillus tanneri, 996 nucleotides long. RefSeq names its product E3 ubiquitin-protein ligase. The coding region runs from base 1 to 996 and encodes 331 amino acids. Gene Ontology annotation, molecular function: zinc ion binding. The record is from RefSeq and is a predicted model, not a curated record. The transcript has 3 exons. NCBI's taxonomy places the organism in Eukaryota, Fungi, Ascomycota, Eurotiomycetes, Eurotiales, Aspergillaceae.